Lasiodiplodia theobromae is the source of this 2235-nucleotide messenger RNA. Its product is annotated as Peptidase S41 family protein. The transcript has 3 exons. The coding region runs from base 1 to 2235 and encodes 744 amino acids. Lineage: Eukaryota; Fungi; Ascomycota; Dothideomycetes; Botryosphaeriales; Botryosphaeriaceae. Gene Ontology annotation, biological process: proteolysis. The record is from RefSeq and is a predicted model, not a curated record. Gene Ontology annotation, molecular function: serine-type peptidase activity.
AUGAUCGAUUUCGUUGUUCUGGCUGCGGCCCUGCUGUCGACAGCGUCCCUUGCAUCCCCCACGGCGGACAGGAACGCCCGAGACACAGAUGGAUGUGCGCAGAUGAACCAAUGGAGCAAGGCCAAUCCGAACAAGGAUGUUCCCCCGACCCUUGCAUACGGUUGUCUCAAGGCGGUGCCGGUGGAUGUUGAUGGCGAUGCCCAGCUGGUGUCGGAAAUGUCCAACAUCGUGAGAUGGCAGUCCACCAUCGCGUAUCUGAAGAACCCACCACAGGGGUAUCCCGCACCGCCCCUGGACCUCCUCGGGGGUUUGAAUGAUAUCAAGAAUAAAAUCUCCAGCAACGGCUACCAGAGUGAGUACGAUGUGCAGAUGGAUAUCGUCAAUUUGUUUAAUCUUGCAUAUGAUGGCCAUCUUGGAUACACACCCGACAUCGCAACUACUAUCGGCUUUGGUAGGGUCCCAGAGGAUUCUAACCUUGUGUCGGUUUCCUCGGACGGAAAGUCACCACCCAAGGUUUAUUUGAAGACGGAUAUCGACAAACAGCACAACGAUGGCAGCUUCAUCCCUUCAGCAAUCCAAUCAAUCAGCAACCAGCCCGUCAGUGAUUAUCUCAAGUGGCUCUCCGACACUGACGGCUCAAGCCCGGACCCUGACACACGGUACCAAAACCUGUUCUACAAUCCCGCCGGUGCAUCUCAGUCUCAGAACAACGGCACUUACUUCACCGCAUCCGGCAUCUACGAAGGUGAUUCGAUAACCCUCACUCACGAAGACAAAACAACAACGCAACUCCAGAACGUAGCCAACAUCCAAGUCGACCUCUCCAACAUCAACAGCGGCUCCACCUUCUUCAACACCUUCCUAACCGGCAAGCAAUCCUCCAGCUCCUCCAAGCCCCGUUCUUCAUCUUCAAAGCCUCACCCACCCUACGGCUACCCCGCCCCGGUCUGGUACACCAGCGACAACACGCUCGCCGGCUACUUCCUCACGGACGCCAACUACAAAGACGUCGCCGUCAUCUCCAACCCGGACUUCCAACCCAACGACGACGACGAAUUCCGCAACACCGUCUCCUCCUUCCUCGCCGAUGCCGUCACCGCAAAGAAAACGCACCUAAUAAUCGACCUCCGCCACAACAGCGGCGGCAGCGUCGAGCUGGGCUACGACCUCUUCAAGCAGCUCUUCCCGCAACUCGAACCCUACGGCGGCACGCGGCUGCGCGGCCUGGACACCAUCAACGCCAUGGGGCAAGUCGCGUCCGCGCUCACCGAACCCUCCGCCGGGGACCAAAAAACCCUCAACACCGCCCUCACCCUCAAGCUCCCCGGCGCCAGCCACUCCACCUCCAUCGCCGAGUUCUCCUACCACGCCUCCCUCACCUCCGCCCACACCGACUUCGCCUCGUGGUCCGCCCUCUUCGGCCCGGACACCUACGCCGGCGACACCUUCACGCGGCUCCUCCGCGCCAACCUCUCCGCCCCCGCGCUCUCCAACCUCGUCGUCAGCGGCUACGGCUCGCUCGCCAACGUCCCGCCGCAGCCGUUCGCGGCGGACAACAUCGUCCUCCUGCUCGACGGCGCGUGCGCGAGCACCUGCGCCGUCUUCGCGGAAAUGAUGCGCACGCAGGCGGGCGUGCGCAGCGUCGUCGUCGGCGGGCGGCCGGCCAACACCGGUCCCGCGGUGGGAGUCGGCGGGACGAAAGGCGCGGAGACGCUGCACUUCGACCAAGUCGCUGACAAGGCGGGCGCGGUGCGGGCGCUGCUGGACAACUCGGACGCGGAUGAUAGCACGUGGCAGCGGUGGAGCGACGUGCUGGGCAGCGCGGGGGUGGAUGGGUUGGCGAAUUCGUCGACCGUUAGGCGGAGGACGGCGAAGGAUGGAGGGUCGUUGAACGCGCAGAUUAACUACAGGAAUAACUAUAGGCAGGGAGACGACAGUGGGGUGCCGCUGCAGUUUGUGAGGGAUUAUGCGGAUUGCAGGCUAUGGUAUACGGUGCCGAUGAUUUACAGCCCCGUGCCGCUGUGGGAGAAGGUGGUGGAUGCGAUGUGGUUGGAUGGGGAUCAGGCUGGGUGUGUGGCGGGCUCGACGGGGCAUGCGCAGGCGUCGGAGGCGGUUGGGAAGGGGUAUACUGCUGAUGCUGUCAAGACCAGCGCGGCGGCGGCGUCAGACCGGGGCUGGUCUGGGGUUGCGGCGGUUGUGGCUUGCGGGGUUGCGGUUGUGAUGGGGGUGUUGUAG